Periconia digitata is the source of this 1572-nucleotide messenger RNA. NCBI's taxonomy places the organism in Eukaryota, Fungi, Ascomycota, Dothideomycetes, Pleosporales, Periconiaceae. The record is from the annotation of a GenBank genome assembly.
AUGUCGGCAAGCGACGUCAACUGCUCGACGUGGUGGUCCCGUGACCGUCCACGCUACGCGUUGCUCCUUCCUUCUGUUUCCACGAGCUCGCAACCCAACACACCCCGCCUCCCCUCGACUUCCUCUUCACCCACACUCUCUAGCACCAACUCCCAACAUUUCCGCAUCCACUCCUUAUCCGGACAUUCUUUGAACGUCUUCGUGCCCACCAUGUAUUCCGUGGCCCACCUUAGUCGCGAGCCGAAGAACAACUUCUGCGAGACUUGUGACCGCUCUAUCCCCCGCAAGGACUGGUCCGCUCAUGCUGCCUCCAAGAAGCACCGUGAGAAUACCGAGAAGAAGGACGCUGCUGUCAAGAAAGCUACCUAUGACAAGAAGAAUGGUGGCUUCUUUGACGACAACGCUGUCAAGCCUGCCUCUGAUUCCGGCGGCUUCACUGCUGACGGCUUCGUCACCGAUGGCGCGGUCGAUGAUGGGGGUCAGGAUGGUUGGACUGGUAACUUCGAUUCGUUCCAAGGUGGCUCUACCGGCUAUGAUGGCGAUUCUGCUGGUCAAGGCUGCUUCAAGUGCGGGUCGACUGACCACAUGAAGAAGGACUGUCCUCAGGGCGCGGGAGGCGGUAACGGUUGCUUCAAGUGCGGUUCUACCGACCACAUGAAGAAGGACUGUCCUCAAGGCUCUGGCGUAUCUUGCUACAAUUGCGGUCUUGCUGGUCACAUUGCCCGUUCCUGUGACCAGCCCAAGAAGCCAGGAGCUGGGCCCAAGUGCUACGGCUGCAAUGAAAUCGGUAGGUCAUCUUCGUGGAGCAUCUCAUCUUGCUCUCUUGCUCACAAAAUAAAAGGUCACGUUCGCUCUCGUUGCCCGAAUGAGCAGGGCGGCUACGAUGCAGGCAGCGGCAAUGCCCAGGGCAGCUGGGGAACCCAAGACAACGUUCAAGCAGGCAGCUGGGAUAACGACGACGAUGGCAGUGCUGACACGAAGCAAGCCCACUGGGAUGACGACAACGCAGGCGAGGCCCAGGACUCCUUUGGAGGUGGCUGGUAAAUACUACCUGGUUGUUCUUGAUCAACUAUCAGGACUUACAAUGGGUGUACAUAACGCUCGCGUAAGAUGCUAUAUAUAGCUUUCAAUUGCUCCCAUGGGGAAUAUGGAGAUCGUGCGACGAUUCAUGCACGGAUGAGGAGUCUCUCGAAUAAAAUCUUAAUGAUUGCAAGUCUACCCUGUCCAAUUCAUUCUCGUGCCCUAAAAACUGGAUUUAAGAACACAAACUCCUUCUCAUUUCCCCAAACUAUCCCCCCCUCGUCAUACCCCCUUCCGUUAAACGGAUUAAACCCCCACACACUGCCCGCCAACUCUGAACUCUUAUCCAUAUUCGUCUCCGUAUACGCUGACCAUGACCCGCGCGGCGACUCAAUAUAAGCCGUGACAAAUGACGCGGGGAUAUACAACAAAAUCUGCACACCCACCCUCCCAGUCUUCAAGCUUGUAUUGUGGCAGGAUGAUAGUAUAUCUGCGAGCCCAGUGCAGGAUUGCGCUUCGAAAUCAUACAUUUUCCUCCCUCCGUAUGCUUCU